AUGUCAUUAAAAGAAAAAAGGGAAAAAAAAGACUUUGCAUUAAAAUUCGGUUUGACCCUGACGAAAUGCAGAACAAUUGAAGGUAUUGUUUCUCCAAUUGGCACACCAACUCCCAAAGUGGCUGUUGUCGCAGCUCCUAAAGUUCAAGUUGCUGUGACCCCAAUGGAUCACGUCCUUGCCUUGUUGCCAGCCAACAAUGUGCCGAUGCAAUCCUUGCCAGCAAAUGCAAAAGGAGUGUCAGACGCAAUUAAUCAUUUUCAGAAUGGCCUGGAUUUGCCUAACACGACAAAUGGCUUUUUGAAGAACUCAGUCCUUGAUGCCUUAUACUAUACAAAAGCAUUUUUCUUCUUCCAUGGAUGA
This is a messenger RNA of Phycomyces blakesleeanus NRRL 1555(-), 360 nucleotides long. RefSeq lists its product as hypothetical. The transcript is spliced from 2 exons. The record is from RefSeq and is a predicted model, not a curated record. Lineage: Eukaryota; Fungi; Mucoromycota; Mucoromycetes; Mucorales; Phycomycetaceae. Bases 1 to 360 code for a protein of 119 amino acids.